Pediculus humanus corporis (human body louse) is the source of this 648-nucleotide messenger RNA. RefSeq lists its product as uncharacterized. Gene Ontology annotation, molecular function: phosphatidylinositol bisphosphate binding. The transcript is spliced from 6 exons. Lineage: Eukaryota; Metazoa; Arthropoda; Insecta; Psocodea; Pediculidae. Bases 1 to 648 code for a protein of 215 amino acids. Gene Ontology annotation, cellular component: membrane. The record is from RefSeq and is a predicted model, not a curated record.
AUGCAGUUAAAAUCAUACGAAGAAUUCAAAUUGAAAAAUUAUGAAUUUUGGACAAACAUCGACGUACCCAUUCUUCGUCAACUCACUCUAACGGGUGCCAUUCAAGUAUUGCCCUAUAGAGAUCAAUACGAAAGAAGAAUUUUCUGGGCGAGAGCCGGAAUAUGGAAACCCAGCGAUUUUUCAAUCGAAUAUUUGCUACAGGCUGGUGGAAUAUGUGGGGAUGCAACAAUCGUCGAACCUAAAACUCAAAUAGCAGGUAUCGUCAUGAUAUUCGAUCUCAAAGAUGUCGGAAUGUCACAUGUGAAAACAGUAACGCCAGCAUUUGCUAAAAAAAUGAUACAUUUUUUAGCCGCUUGCCUUCCUGUAAGGGUCAACGCACUUCACGUGGUCAACGAACCAUCGAUAUUUUCCGUUGCAUUUUCUAUAUUUAAAGCAUUUUUAACGGAAAAAAUGAAAAAAAGAUUAUAUUUUCACGGAUCGAAUUUACAAUCGUUACACGAACACGUGACACCAAAUUGUUUACCACCAGAACUUGGUGGUAAAACAGGGCCAAUCGAUCCACAAGAAUGGUAUAAAGUUCUCAUGGGUGACUUGGUUCGAAAAGAAUUAAGUAAUUUGGGUUAUAAAUUCAUAAAUGAAGAUAAAUGA